CAAUGAAGUGGAUCUUGAUAGUAACGUUCCUAGAAUCGAUAUCAGCUAGUAUCGAUAUCGAAAUUUCCGCUGAACUCGAUACUAACAACACGAAAUCAAAUCACAAAGGCGAAUUAUCAAAUAGAACUACAAGUUUUGAGUUAUUUGGGCUAAGCGACGACAAGUUAAAAAGCUGCUUAAAAACCUACAUGGGAAGAGUUCCGGAUAAGAUAUUUUUUAAUAACUCAAAUCCCUGGGAUUUAUAUCGAAAGUACGGCUGGAAUGAAAUCGUAAAAGUCGUGGUACCUAAAUACGUUGACGUAAUAAAAAUAACAAAGCAACGUAAAAGUUUGAAGGAACGUUUUUAUUAUAACACGAAUGUAAACAAAGUGAAUUUCAGUGUUUCAAUUUGCGAAAAAGUAGAGAACUCCUUUCGUGUGUCGUGGAAUGGUCCGGUGGGCAUCGAAGGAAUUAUCAACUAUGAUAUAAGACUCGCAACGCAAAAUCGGGCAUCCUCAUUCAAGUUCAACGCGAGUUUUGGUCAAGACUCGCAAUUCACGGUACCGAUCACGCUGGGUCACGGGUUCUGUGCGAACGUCACCCUAGUCCCUGGGCAGCUGGCGCGGGCAGAACUGACCGUGGACAUCACCACAGUCGGAAUACAGAUAGCAUACGAAGCUUAUCUGUCUGGCGUUGUGGCUUUGGCUUACGACCGUCCGCAUAACGGCCAUCAUUUUUGGGCGCCGAACAUAGACCACGUUCUGUACACUUGCGGCCAGAAAAACGGCGUCACCUCCAAGCAAUAUAUAAACAUUAGUUAUUACGACAACGCGAAUCUUGUGUUCUUAGAUUUGAAUAGCGGUAUUACGGUGGACGCAUUUCGUGUGCCGGCGUCUGAAUAAU
This is a messenger RNA of Bombyx mandarina (wild silkworm), 882 nucleotides long. Its product is annotated as spherulin-2A-like. The record is from RefSeq and is a predicted model, not a curated record. NCBI's taxonomy places the organism in Eukaryota, Metazoa, Arthropoda, Insecta, Lepidoptera, Bombycidae.